Molecule: messenger RNA, 3456 nt
Organism: Mya arenaria
Lineage: Eukaryota; Metazoa; Mollusca; Bivalvia; Myida; Myidae
Exons: 8
Coding region: 1530-2378 (282 amino acids)
Source: RefSeq, a predicted model, not a curated record
GGCCAUAUAUCUCUAUACUUGUGUCCAUAGUAUUGGGACCCGUUCUAAAUCACUGUAGUUAGACAACUGGCCAUAUAUCUCUAUACUUGUGUCCAUAGUAUUGGGACCCGUUCUAAAACUCUGUAGUUAGACAACUGGCCAUAUAACUCUAUACUGGUGUCCAUAGUAUUGGGACCCGUUCUAAAACUCUGUAGUUAGACAACUGGCCAUAUAUCUCUAUACUGGUGUUCAUAGUAUUGGGACCCGUUCUAAAACUCUGUAGUAAGACAAUGGCCAUAUAUCUCUAUACUUGUGUCCAUAGUAUUGGGACCCGUUCUAAAACUCUGUAGUUAGACAACUGGCCAUAUAUCUCUAUACUGGUGUUCAUAGUAUUGGGACCCGUUCUAGAGCACUAUAACGAAUGACCAUACCCCUACUUUGAGGUUAAAAAUUGGGGACCCAAUUUCCCCGUCUUAUAGUCGAGGAAAUACGGUUUAUCUUUAUACUAGUGAUCAUAGUUGAGGGACAUGUUCUAUAGCACUGUAGUUUAAAAGUCACCAUACAUCUCUAUACUAGUGAUCAUAGUUGAGGGACACGUUCUAUAGCACUGUAGUUUAAAAGUCACCAUACAUCUCUAUACUAGUGAUCAUAGUUGAGGGACAUGUUCUAUAGCACUGUAGUUUAAAAAAAGAAGUGACCAUAUAUCUCUAUACUGGUGAUCAUAGUUGAGGGACAGGUUUUUAAGCACUGUAGUUUGACAAAUGACCAUUUUAAUUGAGGUUUAUAGUUGACGGACACAGUUUUAAGUGCUGUAGUUAGACAACUGGCUAUUUUUUUCUAUUCUGUUGUCCAUUGCUAGGGGACAUGUUUUAAAGUGACUCGCUCAGCUCAGGGUUUGGUAAAAUGCACUCACAAUUACAAAAUAAAGUGUGGCAAAUCAUAAGGAGUGUUAAAACAAAAAUACCAAAAGCAGGAAUCCUUCAGUAAAUGUUGAUAUUUGCUCAAAUAUUGUCUUUGAUGACCAUAAUUAGUAACCUGAUUUAAAAUUAAUUAUGGCUGUGGUGUUGCAUGAUUGGUUGAUUACAUUAUCAUGUGAGUGAUAUUAUGAAUAUAUCCUUAACAGGUCAACAUAUCCACCAUUUUUGUUGUAAGUCCCAGUGGCCGUGAGGACUAGCCGGCUGUUUUCUACUUUUUUCUUGGUAUAAGGCUCAUGUUUGAACCCCACUAAAACCAAAAUACUUUUUCAUGCUAUAACUGUAUUUAAAAUACCUUCAUAUGAGUAGUUAUGGCGGUGACACCUAAUGUGAAGUUCUUAAUCUUAAGCAAUGCAGUUUGGCCCCAGUAUCACGAAAGAACUCAAACUCAAUCUCAAACUUAAACUCAAAAUUUGACUUGAGAUUUUUUUUUGACUCAGUUGAGAUCCGACUCAAUUUGGUGAUCACGAAAUAUUUUGAGACCGUUCUCAGCCGAGUUUCAAACUCAGUCUCAACUAUUAUCGAUCUGCAUUCGCGUAAGCGGUUAUAUUCCGCUAAAUACUCUUCAACUGGAAGAUGAACCGCGAGCUUAUGUCAUCAUCGGGGUCGUCUGUGGCCAAAACAUGCAAAAUGAACGAGUUGAAGAAGCGCUCGAACAAUUGGACCGAUUCAGAGCUGCACUCCGCUCUGUCAACAAUACUGAAUCAACAUGAUUCACUUUUUGGAAAGUUCAAAGGGGCCACUCUCGGAAAUAAGGACAAGGAGGCCAAAUGGGAUGAGAUCGUAAUGGAAAUAAAUUCGGCGCAGUAUGAAAUGCAUACAAUGGUAUGCGAUGCUCGUUUCAUCAUCAUGGAUGUCGUAGCCAAGUGGCCCGGGAGCGUACACGACAGCCGUGUAUUUAGGGAAAGCAGAUUAUGUGCACAGUUGGAGAAUGGAAUGGAUGGAGUGUUGCUAGGAGAUAGUGGCUAUGCAUGUAAGAAGUACUUGAUGACGCCAUACCUGAACCCCCAGACUCAGACACAGGAGAGCUGUGGUGGUACACGCAGAACUGUGGAAGAGGUCCGGAAGAUGUACCAGAACUCAAAGCAACGGGCAAAGGAGAAAUUCUUUCGCAGCCAGAAGACUGGGGGUGGACCUGGAGAGCAGUUUUCAGCAUGCGAUAAUUUGCUUCUAGACAAACUAAAGGACACAAAUGUUCUGACUGGCAUUGCUGGCGGGGUUGAGAGCGGGUCCUACUCAUUCAUCAUUGAGAACGAUCAUGACAACUCUCAACCUGGAACUGGUGCAUGUGGCAGGUCCAAUGAAAACAUUACAUGUACGAUGAAGUUCCAUAUGUAUUUGCAGAGAAAAUGCAGAGGAAAUCUCGAAAACGAUCAACUGAGGUGGACGAACUGUAUGAGCUGGAAAAGAAGAGAGCCAGAGUAGAACUGCAGUUGGCCGAGAACCGAGUAGCCCAUGAGAAUGAGUUAUUUGAACUGAAAAAAGCCAUACUUGAAAAAAACCUUGAACAAGUGUUUAGCAAUAGUUCUAUCAUACCAUUCAAUGAAUUGUAAACCCUUUAUUUAUUCAAUUUUCUGUAAAAACAAUUGUAAGUCAUUGAAACUGUUAUAGCUAUGUUAUAGUCAUAUAAAAUAAAUUAAAAUCUUAAGUUUUAAGAAUGGAUGUAGUGGACCGACUGAUCGCUCUUAAUCAUUAAGAUUUUUAUUCUAGUCAUAUUAAUGACUAAAAAUAUAACCACGUUAUUAGAGACAUUUUAAAAGUAAAAUGACGCAGGAAUUGUGUAGUGGAUGAGUCGGUGGCAGUGUUGUCAGCUUUUAGCAACUGCAAAAGAUUAAUUUUUUAAUAAAUAGGCAUAGAAUUAAUGAUUACCUGUCUUCAGUUUUAUUGGCUGUAAAUGUAAAUGUAGGUUGUGUUCUAAUUUAUCUAGUUAUAGUAUCAAUACACUUAUUUUUACAACUGAAAUUGAAAAGUCUACUGAAUUUGUGAAUAUCAAUUAUUUAAACAAAACUAUUUGCAAUAUGUCAUUAGUUCUUUGUAUGUAGUUGUGUUCAUAUAUUCGAGAAUUCAUCUUGUAUUACUUAGCUGAACAUGAUGUUCAACACAAAAUAAUGUUAAGAACUUUGUUAUCUAUAGCAUGUGAACAGUGAAAUGAAAAGCUAUAAUAGUGUACACUUUAGAAACAGUUAAACAAGUAGCUAGAAUUUCCAUUUAAUUCUUUGAUACUAUUCAGACUUUGCCUUAUGCCUUAGUCCUUUCACAAGCAGCAAAUACAACUUUAACAGUAUCAAUGAUUAUAUUCAAUUUUCAGAGAUGACUACCUUAUCUUGCCUAUCGAAAUAUGUGUAUGGCUACUGUUGUCGUUUGGAUUGUUGGUGGCAAAAUUGCAACCAUUUUCGAUUAAGUUACUUUUUUGUAUUGAAGCUAUUGAGAACAAGAUAUGCAAUUCUUUGAACAGGAUAUGCCAAUAUAAAGAAUCCAUUAUUCUUUUAGCCAAGAAAAAGUA